ACACAACCCAUCAUCACGAAUAGUUGAUGGUGAUGCCACCAUACAAUUCCGACAGGUUAAACCCAUGGUUAGCAAUACAUGUCACCAUAGUCGGAAUUUCAAGCGCCGCGAGAUGCAUUGGAAUAUUGGACUGCCCAUACUCAGCCAUGUUCCGUGGCUUCAGCCCCAUUAGGCUCGAGCGACUGCCCAGUCAUACCAGACCAGGCAGCCAUAUGCUAUUAACCCUUUGAGCUCCGCAGUAAUGGCAGCAGAUGCACUCUCAGCUUCAUUCGUUUCAAAGGCAUUGUUGGACGAAUAUCGCGCUUCUAUAUAGCAUCUCGAGAUGCUGACUACUACUUCAGCAGCUCCCGUCUGGAGCACCAAGCACCUCCUCACAUCUCCACCACCAGAUAUCACAAUCAAGGACAUUGAUUUCGAUGACACCAACCUCAGUGGUGCAAAAUACGGCGGUCUUGACGCCAAAAUUCUCGAUAACGUCCUCACUGCAGCCGAAUGUGCAGCACUGAUCGCAGUCGCUGAGACAGUCGGACAUUGGGAGCGUGCAAUGGUCAACAUAGGAAAUGGAAAACAGGCCCUGUACACGGACACUCGCAACUGCGGUCGCAUAAUCUGGGAUGACAAAGAGAUUGUUAACAGGUUAUGGCAGCGCGUGAAGCCGCAUAUCGAGCCUUGGACACGCCUUGAAGGUAGGGCAGAAGUUACAGGAAAUGGGCCUGCUAAGCGCAAGGAAGUGUGGCGUGCGACGAGAUUGAAUGAGCGUAUGCGGUUCUUGAAAUAUGUCGGCGGGGAGUUUUUCAGACCCCAUUGUGAUGGAACGUAUGAGACACCUGAUCGCAAGGAGCGGUCGUACUAUACGUUGCAUCUGUACCUGAACGAUGCUAUGAAUGCGGCCCCUGGGGAAAGGCCGCUGCAAGGGGGGGCUACGGUAUUCCACGACUACACAAUGAGAGAGCGUUACGAAGUCGUGCCAAAGGUUGGGCGAGUGUUGGUCUUCCAGCACCGGUCCCUCCUCCACUCAGGAGAUGACGUCGUGCAGGGGACGAAAUACACCUUGAGGACGGAUAUUAUGUACGAACUGGAUAGCAUGGAUGGUAAUAAGGUUGACAAGUAGGCGUGGAUUAGUCUUCAGUCAUAGCUCCAGUGGUUAGCAUCUGACAAACUUCUCUUACCACGCUUACACAUUCGCCAUCAUCAGUUGUACUGUUGUCGCACGUAGGAUAAUGUUCCACUCGUUCGUCCAUGCACAUCUCCCACCAACAGAGUCC
Molecule: messenger RNA, 1265 nt
Organism: Pseudovirgaria hyperparasitica
Lineage: Eukaryota; Fungi; Ascomycota; Dothideomycetes; Acrospermales; Acrospermaceae
Exons: 1
Coding region: 323-1111 (262 amino acids)
Biological process (GO): peptidyl-proline hydroxylation to 4-hydroxy-L-proline
Cellular component (GO): endoplasmic reticulum
Molecular function (GO): iron ion binding; procollagen-proline 4-dioxygenase activity; L-ascorbic acid binding
Source: RefSeq, a predicted model, not a curated record